GUCUAAUUGUCCUUCUUUACGCAGACAUUAAUUAGAGUAAGGAAAGCUUGUCAAUCAAAUUGGUAAUUUUCUUGUCAUUGACAAAAAAGUAAAGUCUUUUGAGAAUGAUAAUGGCCAGUCGUUUCCACACUUUCCGGGAUGAAAGUCUUGCUGCAUAUUUUCGUUAUUGUGUGCCUCGCGGCGAAACUUAGCUCGGGUAAUAUCCUUCUGAUCAAAGAUUACCUCAAGACAAAGUUAUUGUCGACAUUACUGCUGAUGUCAUGUGGAAAUGAAACAUUUCCGAUAGUAGAUGUUAGAUCUCUAAAUGGAAUUUGGAUCAAUGUUUGGGACUUUUCCGAAGAACCGAUAUUAACCGAUUUCAAUUACAACAAGUUUUUUGGCCGUUACAGUCAUCCUCAUGGUGUUGUUCUGAAUUUGGAUUGCGACAGAACGGACUCCUUGUUGAUUCAACUCUCAAAGCGCAUUCUUUUUCAUAACGAACGGUUUUGGUUGAUGUACACAUCAAAUUUGGAGGAAGCUUCUACCAUUUUAAGCUCACAGAAUAUAAAAGUCGAUGCAGAGAUUGUCCUAGCUGUGCCAGAGGUUUUAAAUCAUGAAGACAGCUACAAAAUAUUCGAAGUCUUUAAGCUGUCAAGUGUUCACGGCAGUGAAACUCAUUUUAACUUAUCUCAAUUGGGUGAUUGGAAUAAAUCCGAUGGUUUCAAUAUACCAGUGAAGCAGACGAAAACUGAGAGAAGACGAAAUCUACGCGGUAUCACUCUUUCAUCGGUUGUCUCUUUAACAAACAUUCCCAACGGGAGAACAUACAUGCAACAUCUUCAAUCUGAAGAGUCUUACCAUUUGGAUAACAUGAACAGAAUGUCGUAUCGAUUAGUAGUUGUCCUGAUGGACAUGUACAAUUUUAAAAUUCACAUACGGCUAGCAACUAUCUGGGGCGCUUUAGAUACGAAUAAAAGAUGGCUUGGUGCAAUUGGUUUGUUAAAUCGUAGUGAGGUAGAUUUUGGCAUAACAUCCGUAAGAUUGGCCUUUGAACGGUAUGGUGCAUUUGAGUUUACCACACAUUCGCAUCGCAACCAGGUGCAAUUCAUGUUUCUCCAUCCCAAGUCAAUUGAUACAGUUAAUGUUUUUCUGCAUCCGUUUGAAAGUAUGGUUUGGUAUGCAAUGAUUGGUUUAUGCUUGGUCUGCGUAUUCAUUGUAAAACUCACAUCUUCGUUCGAAAAACAAUUGAUGGAAAAUAGUGAUAUACACGCAGCGCAGAACGACGAUUCAUACAGCAACUCGGUGAUGAUAGUGUUUGGUUUUAUAUUUCAACAAAAUUUUGUGGGUAACGCUAGACUUGCGUCGACUCGGAUAUUAAUCAUCACGAUGAUCCUGUUUUCGAUAUUAAUAUUUCUUUUCUACUCUUUAUUCAUAAUCGGUUCAUUACUAACCGACCCACCGAAAAAUAUAAAAACAAUCCGACAAUUGACGAACAGUCCGUUUAAAUUCAAAGUUGAUGCAGUUCCUUACGUUCGUGAUGUUUUUAGUCACGCCAUCGAGCCGGAUGUUGUUCAACUUUACAGUAAAGUGACGAAGGUUCCUGAACACGUAUUAGUUCCGCUCGAGACUGGAGUGCAUUUAAUGAGACAAGGUGGAGUCGCACUUGCCACAGACAGCAGCUAUGCGAACAUCUAUAUGCGAAAUACGCUAACCGAUUCCGACAAAUGUGAAUUGCAGACAAUUGAUCUAGUGCAGGAGUUCCAAACCGGUCUACCUGUUCCGAAUAAGUCUCCACUUAAGGAGUUAAUUAGAAUCGGUGUACACAGGAUGACGGAAACUGGCAUAUUGUCGUACUACAAUAAAAUCUGGAGUGGCAUAAAACCGAAAUGUGAAGUUUCUGGACCAGUGUUUUCUCCCGUCGAUAUUGCGCAUUUUUCAUCAGCAAUUUUCGUUGUGAUAGUGGGCAUUAUAAGUAGUUUGAUUUUAUUGAUUUUCGAAAAUGUUUUACAUCGUUUCUCAAAACGUAGAGCCAGUUGUCCUGAUGAAGAGUUCAGUGUAACCAAAAUGAUUGUACAGUCGCUACUUGUCCUAUUCGGGUGUAUUAUAAAUGAUUCUGAAUCGCAGACUGUGAGCCCGACUACCAGCCUUAUUAAAGACUAUCUUCAUGAAAACAAUUUCAAAACCUUAUUGUUGGUUUCAUGCCUAAGCCGUCCGAAUAUUGAUCCGAAUGAAAUAAUGUUUACUGCACAACAUCAAGGCAUUUGGAUGAAUGUUGUGGACAUAUCUGAAAACAAAUUUGAGAUUGCUUCGUUUGACUAUGACCAAUUUUUCGUUCGCUUAAGUGGUGUGCACUGCGUUGUCAUGGACUUGGAUUGCAAUGAAGCUGGUCCUUUUCUAAGAGAGAUCUCAAAACGACGACUUUUCCAUUACGAAAGGAGUUGGUUAAUGUUCACCUCAAGUUUGAACGAGUCUUACGGUAUUUUGAGUCGUCAAAACAUAAACGUCGAUGCCGAAAUUACCUUAGUUGUUCCUUCGGAUAUCGAUAAUGACCGUUACGAUUAUGACGUUUAUGAAAUUUAUAAUCGUCGUUCUGAUCGUGACGGGCUUAAUGUAACAAUUACGGGCCAUUGGAGCAAAUCUACUGGUUUAGUUAUACAACAUAAUGAGCAGACAAAAACGGAAAGACGGCGCAAUUUUCGAGGACUUACAUUCUCAUCUGUAGUAACCCUUAGGAAUAUUCCUGAGAACGUUACAUUUUUGGAACACCUUCAAUCUAACGACUAUCCAUAUCUCAAUAACGUUGGACGAAUUACCUACCGAUUACUAGCGUUAAUUGAAGACAUCUACAAUUUAAAAGUGCAGGUCCGUGUAGCAGAGUUCUAUGCGCAUUUAGAUGCGUCAAGUAACUGGCAUGGUGCAAUCGAUUUGGUUAAACGGAGAAAAGUGGAUUUUUGUCUAACUCCGUUAAGAUGGGAGAAUGAUCGAUACGGAGUGGUUGAACACACUACGCACUCGUACCAUGCUCAAAUUCUGUUUAUAUUUCGACAUCCAAAGUCGAUACCGUCGAACGCAUUCACUUUACCCUUUCGAUCAAAUUUGUGGUACGCAAUAGUGGUGUUAGUGGUAUGCAGUGCGUGCAUUAUUUGGAAUAUUUUCUCGGUAGAGAAUCACAAGAAAGUCAAAAAUGCUUUACAUGUGAAAUGGACCAACGAAGAUACUUUUUCCAACUCAAUUCUGAUGAUGAUCGGAUUCAUUUUUCAGCAAGGUUAUUCAGGAAAUAUUGUCCUAACGUCAUCUCGGAUAUUAGUCGUCGCGGUACUCGCAUUCGCAUUACUGGUUUAUCAAUUCUAUUCUUCCUUUAUCGUUGGCUCUUUACUUAUUGAAGCACCAAAGAAUAUUAAGACAAUGAAACAAUUGCUGAACAGUCCGCUUUCGUUCGGUCAGGAUGAACAACCGUACGUCAUAAACAAUUUCCAAUAUGCACAAGAAGAAUCAACUGUACUGUUGUACAAGAAGAUCAUGGAACAUCCUGAACGCACAAUAAUGCCUGCAGGUACCGGGUUGAAAUUGCUGAAGAAUGGUGGAUUCGCCUUUAACACUGACGGGAGCUAUGCCUACCUAAUACUGAAAGAUACGUUGACCGACUCGGAGAAAUGUGAUUUACAGGACAUUGCUUACAUUCCGAAAGUUGCUGCGGGACCUGUUUUACCCAAUAAGUCGGAAUUUAGAGAACUGGUUAAGAUUGCACUUCGAAGGAUCUCCGAGACAGGAUUGCUAUCAUACUACAACGACAUCUUUUACGGCACUCGACCGAAAUGUGAAAUUUCAGAAGUUAUUGUUACUCCGGUGGAUAUUAUUCACUUCUCCACGGCUCUGUACAUUCUCUUCAUUGGAAUUGUUGCCAGUGUCACACUGUUAGCACUGGAAAUCCUUGUUAAGAAACUAUUUGCCGGGAAAUUGAGUCGAAAAUCCAAAUUCAAGAGAAAGGCCAAUGUUACACAGGAAUUCAAUUUCCGAUUGAACUAGCAAUUUAGUUCAGUAAUAAGGUCUGUCUUAGAUCACAAAUGUUGUAAGGCCUACGAUCAAUUUCACAAAAAUGAAGACCGCAAAAGUUUUGUAGAAUUCUCAAAUAUUUUGGAGAAGAACAUAGAGCAUAGCCUAUGAUAGGUA
Bradysia coprophila is the source of this 4149-nucleotide messenger RNA. Its product is annotated as ionotropic receptor 84a-like. Lineage: Eukaryota; Metazoa; Arthropoda; Insecta; Diptera; Sciaridae. The record is from RefSeq and is a predicted model, not a curated record.